Chelonoidis abingdonii (Abingdon island giant tortoise) is the source of this 3379-nucleotide messenger RNA. Lineage: Eukaryota; Metazoa; Chordata; Testudines; Testudinidae. The record is from RefSeq and is a predicted model, not a curated record.
AUCUUUUUUUUUCUCUUUUAUAGUCUAUUAUGUCCUAUAAUGGAGGGGCUGUAAUGGCCAUGAAGGGGAAAAACUGUGUGGCCAUUGCAUCGGACAGACGGUUUGGAAUUCAGGCUCAGAUGGUGACCACAGACUUUCAGAAGAUUUUCCCCAUGGGAGACAGACUAUAUAUUGGACUGUCUGGGCUUGCCACAGAUGUGCAGACAGUGGCCCAGCGGCUGAAGUUCAGGCUGAAUCUCUAUGAGCUGAAGGAAGGCAGACAGAUCAAGCCCCAGACUCUCAUGAGUAUGGUGGCCAACCUACUCUAUGAGAAACGGUUUGGACCCUAUUACACAGAGCCAGUUAUUGCUGGCCUGGACCCCAUAACUUAUGAACCUUUCAUCUGCUCUCUGGACCUGAUUGGUUGUCCCAUGAUAACAGAUGACUUCGUUGUCAGUGGCACCUGCUCAGAGCAGAUGUAUGGCAUGUGUGAGUCCCUCUGGGAGCCUGACAUGGAGCCAGACCACCUCUUUGAAACGAUCUCACAGGCUAUGCUGAAUGCAGUGGACAGAGAUGCUGUGUCUGGCAUGGGUGUGGUAGUGCAUAUAAUUGAAAAAGACAAGAUCACCACCAGGACACUGAAGGCACGCAUGGACUAGCUGUGGAAGCUUGUGCUUGUUUCACAUACCAGGUUAUUUUUUAAAUAAACUCUCUCCAUUAUUGUAUGGGGCUUGCUUGCUCUUGAGUCAAUAUGCUAUAGGGAGAGAAUGUAGGCCUGAUGUAACAAAUACACUUAUUACAAAAUAAGUGCAUAACAGGAGAAUCUGGCUGUAUUCACUCUGCAGUACCCCUCACCACAAUGAGGUGGCUUGGUUUUCAGCUAUAUAGUUAGAACUGAGUUCACUAUCAUCCAACCUGGGGAAUACUAAGAGUAGUGGUAAACUGCUGAAGCUGUGGCUUUUCCAGGGUAGGGCAGUAGUGCACACAUUCAAAGUGAGAUUCUUACAAAACAGCUAGUAGGGGCCUGUUCAGAAGCAAACAGUAUUUAUUUUUUCAACUUGGAUUAUAGCUGUAAAACUGUACUUGGAAUUGCAGCAGUAGCAGAGGCUAGGAAUCUGAUUUUGCAUGGCUUGGCUACAGUAAAAACAGGCACACCAGGAAGAUAAGAACUUUAGACAAUGAUGUACACAAACUUUUAAUUUUAUUUUUUUUCUGGCUGACACUCAUCUUGUAACAUGCAUGCAUUUCAAAACAGUAAGUUUCUCAAAUUGCUCCUAGCAAACAGACAAGCACAGAGGACUUGAUUCCUAUUUAAAAAAAACAAACUGCAGUGAAAAUCUAGAAUGCUCCAUUUUUUGAGUUUGAUUUAUUCACAUUUUUUCAGUUGCACUGAUUAGCCCCACCCCUGACCUGUGUGUAAUAAGCUCAUUUAACACAGCUCAAUCCAAUUGCAUUUAGUAUCAUACAUCUUAAAGAACAGCACAAGAUCAGAGUGGUAAACUUAAUCCCCUCUAAUCAUAGAUGAUUGAAAGCUGGGUUUCCCCUACUUUUACUACACAAUUCAUUACACAUGUCAAGAAAAGUCAGUCAUGGCUAAUAUCAUGGAUGCUGGAAAAUAAGCUCUCUAAGGAGGACAGGAGCUGGUAGGCAAGUUGGAAUUGGUGCAUUGAAAGGAGGAGAGGAGGGUUUUGCAAUUUGUUUUCAAAUUGUUACAACAACGUUUUGAAUCAUUAGUUAUAGGACGGUGUAACCAGAAUUUCAGCACACACACCUCGAGCUUUGAAAUGUUUGUUUAUACCACAAGUUUUAAACACACUCCAACCUUUCCACAGCAACCAGUGGGGCACCUCUGCACAGUAAGUACAGGAUAGGGAGUCCUUCAUAUGUUUAGGCCAGAAUAUAAAUCACCGAGCAAAAGACUUUCUCCAUAAUUAGUCACACUAUUUUAUGCCUCUACCUGGGGUUAGAACACUUGAAGGCAGUUCUGAUAGCCACUGGCAGGAAAAGCAGUCAUUCUUUGCCCAGAUGGGCAAAGAGCAAGCACCCCUCAUUAUUAAAAACACUUAAUUUUGACUGACAGUAAAAAUUAAAUCAAGUUAGAUUUCCUGGAAGUGGAAGAGCAGGCCCUUCAUCAUGCUAUAAAGUCUGUAUCCACCUCAAAAGUGCAUUGUCUUACAUAAAGAAAAUUGCAUGCCAUCCCAUAUUUAAACAAACAGCAACAUCUUGAAUAUUUUCAUAACGUCCUUGGUCCUAUCCAGUAUUUUCAGCUGAAAAUUCCAAGGCCAUUUGACCCCUCUGGGAUUAAGUCAAACACCAGUUGACCUUUUUUAAGUACACUCCCACUCCCCUAGAGCUUCAUAAUUAGCUACAGCAACUACAAUCAAAACUAGGGUGUCAGUAGAGGCACUGUAUUAAGUGAUAAGUAGAAAAAAUUAUUUAAUAUGAGGAAGGAAACAAUCAUACACAGGGCUUCUUUGAGAAGUGAAUUCCAUAACCUCCCCUGCUGCCACUCUUGUAGGUGUAUGACAAGGACAGACAGUCUGUACGCAAAAGAAACCAGAAACUGGUCAGGUAGGAUUAGGCCCAGUGCAACAAGCAAGAGAGAGAUGCUCCUGCCCUGAUUAAUUUUUCCUAGUUAAGGAAUAUUUUCCCUUCCAGCCCAUACCUCACUAUCUUCCAGCUCCACCCUAGCUUUUUUCCUUUUUGCUCAGCAUUCUCUAGAAAAAAAAAUAUAGCAUGUUAGAAAAGAGACUUCCUGCCAUUUGGCUGGAGGGCACAUGCUAUGGGUAGAAGUAUAUCAACAUUCAGCAACCUGGAACACAAAGUCAGACUGAAACUAUAAGUUAUUACAGGCAGUUUAAAAAAAAAAAUCAGGAUUAAUGGAGGGGCAGGAGAGAAGGGAAGUUAAAUACUUGAACUCAAGAGAAUAAAGGUAUUCUAGAUCAAGAUUAAAAACAAAAGCAAAAGUCCCUUUUAAAAACAAAUCAAAUAUUUGCAGCUUCACCUCUUAUAGUAACAAAAAAAUACUGUCUAGAAACAAAAUUAGCAUUUUUAACAUGCUACCUCAAAAUGUAAACAAUAUACAAACUGCUUAUGUUAAACAAAGUUAUACCUGGGUAAUACAUCUUUAAAUGAUAAAAUUGCAUUUAGUUAUUUUAUAUAUAUAUAUAUAUAUAUAUACACACACACACACACAGUAUGGCAACAAAAAUGGCAAAAUGGGGUAAGUGCUAAAGUGGAUAGAUAUUUUAGGGCUUUUAUACCACUCAAGGCAUUGAGACAACCAAAUAGGGUUUAACAGAGGAUUCUUUGCUCCCUAUCUAGAGUUAGAAAAGAAAUGACAAGGUCUUAAAUCCUUAGUGUUGUGUGUUUUGGCUGCAGGAACGACUUGUUUUGAUUU